AUGAAAGAAGCUCAUAUCGAUACCAAUACUAAUGUCACACUUCAUGAUGUACCCAUACCAGAACUGACUGAUCCACACCACAUCCUUAUUAAAGUCGUCGUCGCAGGAUGUAAUCCAAAGGAUUGGAAGAUGCCUGCUGGACUGCUCGUCACAAUCGGUUUAUGUCCCAACAGCGGCGAUGAUGUAGCAGGUAUCGUCGCUGCGGUUGGCUCUGCCGUCCGCGAGUUCCGACCUGGUGAUCGUGUCGCCGCAUUACACCAACUUGGUGCCCCGCAUGGAGCCUACGCUGAAAUGGCUCUUGUCUGGGAUCAUACGACAUUUCAUAUCGGCGACCGUCCGUUCGAAGAAGCCGCUGCAAUGCCGAUGGCAUAUUACAUGGCAUCUAUUGGCCUUUUCGGGAUGUUAAGAUUGCCGAUGAUGUGGCAGCGUCCUCACGGUGAGGAGAAACCGAUGCCGCUGGUCAUAUACGGCGCUUCGGGAGCUGUGGGUUCUGCUGCGGUGCAGCUCGCCGUAAAUACUCGCUUCCAUCCUCUUGUUUGCGUUGCUGGAGGGUCCGGAGCAUCUGUGGUGGAGCCGCUCAUCGACAGCAGCAAGGGUGAUGUGGUCCUGGACUACCGAGAGGGAUCCGAAAAACUCGUUGAGAACAUGAAAGCUGCGAUCGACGAGCAUGAACUAAAUCACGCCAAGGAGGACAGAUAA
Aureobasidium musti is the source of this 699-nucleotide messenger RNA. The record is from the annotation of a GenBank genome assembly. Lineage: Eukaryota; Fungi; Ascomycota; Dothideomycetes; Dothideales; Saccotheciaceae.